Pangasianodon hypophthalmus (striped catfish) is the source of this 876-nucleotide messenger RNA. Its product is annotated as phospholipase A2 inhibitor NAI. Lineage: Eukaryota; Metazoa; Chordata; Actinopteri; Siluriformes; Pangasiidae. The coding region runs from base 14 to 667 and encodes 217 amino acids. The record is from RefSeq and is a predicted model, not a curated record. The transcript has 6 exons.
GACUCCUUCAGCAAUGGAGCUGCAGGUCACACUGAUCCUCAGCUGCCUGCUUUUCUCUACAGCGCUGGCACUGCAGUGUUAUCAGUGUAUAUCUAGUCCAUCAGGAAGUUGUGAAAGCACGGUGACGUAUUGUCCAGAUCAGUGUGGCAGCAUGACCACCACCAUGAACAUGGGUGGUACGUUUAUGAACAUCAGUGUAAAGUCUUGCAUGGCUGCUACACAGUGCAUCAACGGGAGUAUACAUGUGAUGAAUCAGCUAACAGCUAACAUCAUUACGGAGUGCUGCACUACCGACCUCUGCAACACGGAAACACCGCCAGUUCUGAUGAAUGAGACUUCCAAUGGACAGAAGUGUUACACUUGUGUUGGAGAGAACUGCACCAUGGAUUGUCAGGGAGGUCACUGCAUCAACACAUUAGAAACUGUGGAUUGUGUAGGAAAUGAAGAUCGCUGCAUUAAUAUGACAGUUAGUGCAUUUGGACUUACAAUAGCUAUGGAAGGAUGUGCAACCAAAAGUGUUUGUGACAUGGCUGCAGUCCAGGAAAUGAUGGGAUUAGGUGCAGAUGUGCAGUGCUGUGAGGGGAAUCUGUGUAACGCUGCUGAGAGCUUCACACUGAGUUUCCUCCUCAUGCUCAUCCCUCUGCUCUCCUCCAUCCUCUUCUACUGAGAUUGUUUUUAUUUUUUAUUACUAUUUUUGCUAAUCUCUCUCAUUUAUCUGUUUAACAGUUACAAAGAAUUAAUGCUGAUAAUGCUACGGGUCUAUGAUGAGCCAUUUUAAUAUCUUUUGGUAGUCUAACAGUAAACUGAACCUCUGUGCUGAAUUUAAAUGAAUAGAUGAUUGUGUUUUCAUGAAAGAGAAAUAAAAGGUAAAUAUGA